Debaryomyces hansenii CBS767 is the source of this 3087-nucleotide messenger RNA. RefSeq names its product mismatch repair protein (gene MSH3). The transcript has a single exon. Gene Ontology annotation, molecular function: mismatched DNA binding; ATP binding; ATP-dependent DNA damage sensor activity. NCBI's taxonomy places the organism in Eukaryota, Fungi, Ascomycota, Pichiomycetes, Serinales, Debaryomycetaceae. Gene Ontology annotation, cellular component: MutSalpha complex; nucleus. The coding region runs from base 1 to 3087 and encodes 1028 amino acids. The record is from RefSeq and is a predicted model, not a curated record. Gene Ontology annotation, biological process: mismatch repair.
AUGGCACCAGAGACGAAGGGUCAACGUUCAAUCAGUCACUUCUUUAAAAGUCAAAGCUCAAGUCAAAAGCUUAACAAGGAUGAUACCGAAUAUUCUGGUAAUAUAAUCGACUUAACUAAUGGCGAUGAGAAAGUUUCAUCUAGGUUGGCAAACUUCGAACAUAAACCAAACAAAAGUAGCAAAUCACCCAAUGAAUUAGAUACAAGCAAGAGAAAGAGCUCCAAAGAUAACGAGCAUGUUGAUGGAGAUCCAGAACCAGUUAAAAAGAAACCAAGAACUAGUCAGUCGCUUUCUAGAUCUAAGUCAAAACCACAAUCAGUUGGAUCAAAUAGUAAGAAAUUGACUCCAUUGGAAAAACAAUUCGUUGAAAUGAAACAAUCAAAUUUAGACAAGAUCCUUGCAAUUCAAGUUGGGUAUAAAUUUAAGUUCUUUGGAGAAGAUGCGGUGAUAGCUUCGAAGAUUCUAAGCAUCAUGCUAAUCCCAGGAAAUAUCAAGUUGGACGAAUAUCAACACGAUAGAUUUGCUUAUUGCUCUAUACCCGACAAUAGACUACACAUACAUUUAAAGAGGUUGUUAAACCAAGGAUUAAAGGUAGGUGUUGCAAAGCAAACAGAAACCGCAGCCAUUAAAUCGAUAGAUAGCACUAAUAAGAGUGGCUUAUUUGAAAGAGAAAUCACCGGGGUUUAUACUAAGGCUACGUAUAUGGGUGAUGAGUUGUUGACGGGGGAUCCUAACAUUAAUCGAACGAGCAUCACAGAUGAUGAAAUGGGUGAUUAUAUAUUUUGCAUUGACGAGCUGCAUUCAAAAGACAUUGGAAUGAUUGCAAUCCAACCAAUUACGGGGGAUAUAAUUUAUGAUACAUUUAAUGAUAAUGUUACAAGGGAUGAACUAGAAACGAGACUAGUAUACUUAAACCCCAGUGAGAUACUCGUUAUUAACAAUAGCACCGAAAUCUCUAAAGAAACGAUAAAGAUGAUUAACAUAGUGAAUAAUAAAGUCAACAUUAUUCAUAGACCAAGAAGACAGCAAACUGACUAUACCAAUGAGAUUUAUAAUUUUUUUAAUACAAUCGACGAGGGUAAAUAUAAAGACCUUGGAGAACAUUAUUUGUUAAAAUUUCCAAAUAAUAUCCAAUCGUGUAUGAUUGAACUCAUAAAAUACUUAGAGGAAUUUAAAUUAAGUAACAUAUUUACAAUAAUUAGCAAUGUCAGCUGCUUUUCAAAUUCUAAAACUUGCUUGGUAUUACCAAGUAGUACAGUACAGGCAUUGGAAAUAUUUCAAAACAUGACGGAUCCAAAUUCAAAUAAGGGUUCAUUAAUUUGGUUACUAAACCACACGCGUACAAGAAUGGGUAAUAGAUUACUAGUGAAAUGGAUAUCUAAACCAUUAAUAGAUAAGGCGCAAAUAGAAGAAAGGCUACAAGGGAUAGAAGAUUUAACCUUCAAAUUCAACCACUUUAUAGAUUCCUUGAAAAACCAACUAGAUAAGAUUGGUAAGGCAAGUAUUGAUUUAGAAAAAAACUUAAUUAAAGUUCAUUAUUCAUCUACUUAUCAACUUGAUAAGAUUAGCAGGAAGGAGGUCUAUUUAUUACUAAAAUGCUUUGACGAUAUUUUAUCAAUGAUUAAACAGUUUGGAAAACCAACAAAUAAUAUCUUGGAAUCCAUCCAUUCUCCUUUAUUAUUAAGAAUAUUCGAUGAAUUGAUGCAACUUGCGAAAGAGGAUACAGUGAGAUGUUUGCUUGAUAUGAUUUCAGCAGAUGCCUUGGACGAUUCGAAUUUAAAUGACCAAAAAAUAAAGUUUUUCAAUUUAAAUUAUUUUAAGGACCAACAGAUAAUCAGUCAGUUGAGUGAAAUACUGAAUGUUGAGUCGUUAUUAAAUGAUGAGUUAAUUGAAAUUCGAAAAAUGUUGAAGCGACCUCAACUAAAUUAUAUUACAAGCUCCAAAGAGACAUAUUUGGUUGAAGUUAGAAAUGGAAAAAUGGUUGACUCUUUACCGAAAGAUUGGAUUAAAAUAAAUGGAACUAAGACAGUAUCAAGAUUUAGAUCACCGGAAAUCACCAGAUUACACAAGCAGUUGCAAUACCAUAAUGACAUGUUAAUCAGAAAUUGUGAUAAAGCAUUUAAUGCCUACUUAUUUAAGAUAGAUAAUAACUACGAGUUUUUUAGUAAGAUUAUCAGAAACCUAUCAACCUUUGAUUGUUUGUUAUCAUUGAGCGCCGUGAGCUCGAUCAAUUCCAAUUAUGCUAGGCCAAAAAUAGUUGAGGACAAGCAAAUUAUCCAAAUGAAGAACAGUCGUAACCCAAUAAUUGAAAAUUUAUCUGUUAAUUACUCAAAUUACAUAUCAAAUGAUAUCAAUAUAUCAUACGACGAAGACAGGGUUUUGAUUAUAACUGGCCCAAAUAUGGGAGGUAAAUCUACGUAUGUUAAACAGGUUGCAUUAUUAGUGAUUAUGGCCCAAAUCGGUAGUUACAUACCUUGCGACGAAGCCACCGUAGGUAUCUUUGAUUCAAUAUUUAUUAGAAUGGGUGCUAGAGAUAAUAUUCUACAAAACCAAUCAACUUUUAUGAUUGAGAUGUUAGAAUGUAGUCAUAUACUUAAAAAUAUGACUUCGAAUUCACUAAUAAUACUCGAUGAAAUAGGAAGGGGUACCGGUACGAACGAUGGGAUUGCAAUUGCAUACUCUAUAUUGAACUACUUAAUUGAAGAACCGAGAAAACCUUUAACUCUAUUCAUUACCCAUUUCCCAUCUUUGCAUGUUUUGGAGGAUAAAUUUAAAGGUAUUGCUACUAACUACCAUAUGGGAUUCCACGAAGUCUCAAAAUCCAAUCAAGAAUUCCCGGAGGUUGUAUUUUUAUACAACUUAGUUCGAGGUGUAGUUGGGAAUCUGUACGGUCUUAAUGUUGCUAAGCUCGCUGGUAUACCUAAUUCAAUUAUCAAUAAUGCAUAUACUAAGUCAACCGAAAUAAGAGAUGCAAUCGAAUCAGAUUGGCCCAAGAAACUUAUCAAAAUGAUCAAACUGUUAAGAGAGCAAAAUGAUGCUAGGGUUGAGUUAUUAGAAAUAGAACAACUAUGUAAUAAUAUAGACUAA